AUGGAAUUAGCAAAGCUGCUGGAACGUGUUCCAAUUCCUAUCAAGGAAAGCUUGGAGGAACCCAGUGCCAAGAUCAAUGUUUUGCUGCAAGCAUAUAUAUCUCAGUUAAAGCUGGAAGGGCUGUCACUGACAUCUGACAUGGUGUUCAUAACUCAGAGUGCUGGACGGCUUAUGCGGGCUAUUUUUGAGAUUGUUCUGAAACGAGGAUGGGCACAACUUGCCGAGAAGGCCUUGAACUUGUGCAAGAUGGUGAGUAAAAGGAUGUGGAGUGUCCAGACACCUCUCCGGCAAUUCCAUGGUAUCUCCAAUGAUAUUCUUAUGAAGCUUGAGAAGAAGGAUUUGGCUUGGGAACGGUAUUAUGAUCUCUCAUCGCAGGAGCUAGGUGAGCUUAUACGUGCCCCCAAAAUGGGUAGAACUCUACAUAAGUUCAUCCAUCAAUUCCCUAAAUUGGAUAUGGCGGCACAUGUUCAGCCAAUUACACGUACAGUUCUGAGAGUUGAGCUUACAAUAACACCAGACUUCCAGUGGGAGGACAAGGUUCAUGAAUAUGUAGAGUCGUUUUGGGUACUUGUGGAGGAUAAUGAUGGUGAAUUUAUACAUCAUCGUGAGCAUUUCUUGUUGAAGAAGCAGUACAUUGAUGAGGAUCACACUUUGAAUUUCACGGUGCCAAUAUGUGAACCACUACCCCCACAGUAUUUCAUACGUGUUGUGUCAGAUAGAUGGCUAGGGUCACAAACUAUUUUGCUGGUCUCUUUUAGGCACCUCAUUCUGCCAGAAAAGUUCCCCCCACCAACGGAGCUGUUAGACUUGCAACCUCUUCCUGUGACUGCAUUAAGAAAUCCAUCUUAUGAAGCUCUUUAUCAAGAUUUCAAGCAUUUUAAUCCUGUUCAGACUCAAGUCUUUACCGUGCUGUAUAACACAGACGACAAUGUUCUAGUUGCUGCACCAACUGGAAGUGGAAAAACCAUAUGUGCGGAGUUUGCCAUACUAAGGAAUUAUCAGAAAGGACAGGACAACGUAUUACGUGCUGUGUACAUUGCCCCUAUUGAAGCUCUUGCCAAAGAGCGAUUCAGGGACUGGGAUAAGAAGUUUGGAAAGGGACUCGGAAUCCGUGUUGUUGAGUUAACAGGGGAGAUGGCUACAGAUUUGAAGCUUCUCGAGAGAGGUCAAAUAAUCAUUAGUACCCCUGAAAAAUGGGAUGCUUUAUCUCGCGCUGGAAGCAACGAAAAUAUUGGGGAUUGGAUAGGGGCUACAUCUCAUGGUCUCUUCAAUUUCCCGCCUGGCGUUCGCCCCGUUCCUUUGGAGAUUCAUAUUCAGGGGGUGGAUAUAGCUAAUUUUGAAGCCAGAAUGCAGGCAAUGACGAAACCAACAUACACUGCUAUCGUUCAGCAUGCAAAGAAUGGAAAACCUGCUAUUGUCUUUGUUCCCACGAGAAAGCAUGUCAGACUGACAGCGGUGGAUAUAAUGUCGUACUCAAGUGCAGAUAAUGGAGAGAAACUGCCAUUUUUGUUGAGAUCUCUUGAAGACAUCGAGCCCUUUGUUGACAAGAUCAAUGAUGAGAUGCUGAAAGCCAUUUUACGUCAUGGAGUUGGCUAUUUGCACGAGGGAUUGUCUAGCUUGGAUCAAGAAGUUGUGACGCAACUGUUUGAAGCAGGGUGGAUUCAAGUUUGUGUUAUAAGCAGCUCGAUGUGUUGGGAUGUUCCAUUGUCAGCCCAUUUGGUAGUAGUAAUGGGAACACAGUAUUAUGAUGGAAGAGAAAAUGCUCGCACCGAUUAUCCUGUUACUGAUUUGAUGCAGAUGAUGGGCCAUGCUAGUCGACCACUACUUGAUAAUUCUGGGAAAUGUGUCAUUCUCUGCCAUGCACCCCAUAAAGAAUACUACAAGAAGUUCUUAUAUGAAGCUUUCCCUGUUGAAAGCCACCUACACCAUUUUCUCCAUGAUAAUAUAAAUGCAGAAAUUGUUGCUGGAAUUAUUGAGAACAAGCAAGAUGUUGUUGAUUAUAUUACGUGGACUCUUAUGUACAGAAGGCUUACUCAGAAUCCCAAUUAUUAUAAUCUUCAAGGUGUCAGUCAUAGACAUCUUUCUGACCACCUUUCUGAGCUUGUUGAGAAUACGUUGAGUGACUUAGAAGCUAGCAAGUGCAUCGGCAUUGAGGAUGACAUGGACUUGUCUCCAUCUAAUCUUGGUAUGAUAGCAUCGUAUUAUUACAUCAGUUACACUACUAUUGAGCGUUUCAGUUCUUCUUUAACUGCUAAAACCAAGAUGAAGGGUCUUUUGGAGAUUCUGGCUUCAACUUCUGAGUAUGCAUUGCUUCCAAUACGACCGGGUGAAGAAGAGUUGAUUCGUAGAUUGAUUAAUCAUCAGCGAUUUUCAUUCGAAAAUCCAAAAUGCACAGACCCACAUGUCGAAGCAAAUGCUUUGCUGCAGGCUCAUUUCUCAAGGCAAUCUGUUGGUGGUAACUUGGCAUUGGAUCAACGAGAGGUAGUCAUUUCAGCCAGUAGGUUGCUGCAGGCAAUGGUGGAUGUCAUUUCAAGCAAUGGUUGGCUGAGCCUUGCCCUUCUCGCAAUGGAAGUAAGUCAAAUGGUAACCCAAAGCUUGUGGGAGCGGGAUUCCAUGCUUCUCCAGCUACCACAUUUCACAAAGGAGCUAGCCAAGAGAUGUCAAGAGAACCCUGGAAAGAACAUAGAGACAAUAUUUGACCUGGUGGAAAUGGAGGACGAUGAAAGGCGUGAACUACUUCAGAUGUCUGAUUCGCAGUUGCUGGAUAUUGCACGCUUUUGCAAUCGGUUCCCAAAUAUUGAUAUGGCAUAUGAGGUACUAGAUGGUGAGAAUGUUGCAGCAGGAGAGAACAUAACACUGCAGGUUACACUUGAGCGUGAUCUUGACGGGAGGACCGAGGUUGGGCCUGUGGAUGCUUUAAGGUAUCCCAAAGCCAAAGAAGAAGGCUGGUGGCUUGUUGUUGGCGAUACAAAGAGUAACCAGCUACUAGCGAUUAAAAGAGUUUCUCUUCAAAGGAAGGCAAAGGUCAAGCUUGAUUUCACUGCACCUGCAGGUACUGGAAAGAAGUCGUACACCCUUUAUUUCAUGUGUGAUUCGUACUUGGGCUGCGACCAGGAAUAUAGUUUCACAGUGGAUGUUAAAGAUGCAGCUGCAUUUGAUGAAGAAGACUAG
Molecule: messenger RNA, 3171 nt
Organism: Cucumis melo (muskmelon)
Lineage: Eukaryota; Viridiplantae; Streptophyta; Magnoliopsida; Cucurbitales; Cucurbitaceae
Product: DExH-box ATP-dependent RNA helicase DExH12-like
Exons: 3
Coding region: 1-3171 (1056 amino acids)
Molecular function (GO): ATP binding; RNA binding
Source: RefSeq, a predicted model, not a curated record